AUGCUUUUCUGGGACUGUCUGCAGCUGAUGCAACAGGAGCUGGGCCACCUGCUCGCCAGUGUGAGGCGCUUUGAGAAGGGCAGCAUCAUCAAGAUCCGCGUUAAAAACUUCAUGACUUACGACGAGGCAGUUUUCAACCCUGGGCCGCGUCUGAACCUUGUGCUUGCCCCAAACGGCACUGGGAAGAGCUCCCUCACUUGCGCUCUGUGCCUGGGCCUGGCUGGACACCCAAAUAUCCUGGCGCGCGCAGACGACCAAAAGGACUUCAUUCGCAAGGGCACGAAUGAGGCAAUGACGGAAAUCACUCUGUCAUCCGGAAACCCCCUGCGCCCGAUCGUCAUCCACCGGCGGCUCACGCGCGAAAGCUCCAAAUACAAAAUCAAUGGCGUGGACAAGACCAAAGCGGAUGUGCUGAAGGUGCUCAAGGACCUAAACAUCCAGCUGGACAACCUGUGCCAGUUUCUGCCCCAGGAUCGGGUGGCGGCGUUUGCGCUGAUGAAGCCGGGGCAGCUGCUGAUGGAGAGCGAGCGCGCGAUGGGCGACGCGCGGCUGCACAAACUGCACCUCGAACUCAUCGAGGACCGUAACACUCUCAAGACCUACGAGCGGACGGCGGGGGCGCUGCAGCGGCGGUUGGAGGAGGAGGAGAGGCACAUGGGCGAGCUGCAGCGCGACAAAGAACGCUACGACCAGCGCAGACAGCUCGAGGAGCAGGCGGACCUGCUGGAGAAGAAGAACCUGUACAUGGACUUCCAGGAGGCGCAGGACAAGCUCCGGGAGACCAACGCCAGGCUUGUUCAGGGCAGGCAGCGGCUGCAGGAGAUCAAGGACGAAAUCGCGCGCGACGCGGCGCCCCUUGUGGCAAAGCUGGCUGAGGAGGGCCGUCUGAAGACCAGCGUGCUGUCUCAGAAGAGGGGGCUUAUAGAGAAACAGAACCUGGCGGAAACCUUCAUGAAAAAGUCGGACAACCUGGUGCAGCAGCUGAAGCAGAAGUGGGAUGCCAUUGAUGGGCUGAAGGCUCAGGCAGAGCAGCAGGCGCAGCAGGUUGCCAAGCUGGAGGCUGACGUGGCAAAGCUGCAGGCUGACCUGGACGAGCUACCGGGUGAGUCAUCGGCGUCCACACAGGGCAGCCAGGCGGCGCCCAGCGAAGAGAUCCUGGCCCUCAAGAAACAGGUCGCUGACCUCAACACCGAGGCGCGCGAAUUUGACGGCAAUGUGUAUGAGCUGCGGGACCAGCUCCACACCUGCGAGCAGGAGAUGAAGCACUGGCAAGAGCAACUUGCGCGGCUGGACUCGGUGCGGGACAACAAGCUUCGCUUUUUGGAGCAGCGAAAUCGCGGAAUCACUGCGUUCGCGCACUGGGUGACCGAGAACAAGGCGCGCUUCAAGGGGGAUGUCUACGGACCCAUCCUGUUGGAGGUGACCGUAGCGGACCAGCAACAUGCCAAGUACCUGGAGCAGCAGCUGCCUGGGCACAUCUGGACGCGGUUUGUGACUGUGUACCGGGAGGAUCAGGACGAGCUGCGGAGGGAGGCGCAGCGGCGUAAAGUACACAUCACCACCUCCAAUUACACCGGCUCCGUUACGGCCCCUCUGCAGCACCCCGACGGCCCCGCUUCCCAGUAUGCCAACUUUGGCAUCACACACACGCUGGACGAGGUGUUUGAGGCGCCACCGGUGAUCAAGCGUAUCCUCAACGAUGAGUCGUCCAUCACCCGCGCCUAUGUGGGCACAGCGCGCACAGACGUGGAUGCAUUCCUGCGCGCCAAUGCCACCGUCACAAACCUGUACACGCCGGAGAGCAACCACCGCAUCCGCGUCAGUCUCUACAACUCAGCCGCGCGCAGCCAGCAGGUGAAAGCCAUCAAGCAGCAGUGCGACUGGCUGGGAGGCGCGCGAGACGACAAGGACGAGCCCGCGAGUAUCGACAAAGGCAUCCGGGAGACCCAGCAGGCGAUGGAUGCCAUGAAGAGCGAGAUGCAUGCGCUCAACGCUGGCAAGAGAGAGGCAGAAACGAGGGUGGCCGAGAAGAGGAGGGAGUUGAAAAAGCUGGAGGACGCUUUCAACACCAUCAAGCGCAAGCGCCUAAAGUUGGUGAGCUCGCUGAACGGCAAGAAGAAGCUGCUGGCGGACGUUAAAAAGAAGCCGGACCCGCUGUCGCGAGAGCCGGGCCUGCGCCGCGACGUCGACCGCUUCAACACCCAGUGCCACAACCUGGUGCAGAAGGUGGCGGUCGAUCUGAAGGCGCAGUGGACGGCCAUGACGCAGCACGCCUGCAGCGAGGCGCACCUUUUGGAGCUGCAAGCGCAGAUUGCGGCCCUACGUGAUCGCAACCAGGGCAGCAACGACCGCCAGCGGAAAUUGGAGAAUUUGCUGGUGCAGCUGCAGCACGGCAAGGAACUGGACCUCAAGGAACUCAAGCGGCGCAAGAAGAUAGCGAACGAUGCGUGCGAGCUGACGAACGAGAUAAGGGAGCAGUUCCAGGCGCUGCCGGCGGAUCGAGAUGAGCUGCGCGCGCGGAUGGACGACCUGCACCGCCAGGCAGCCGCCAUCCAAUGCGCCAACCCCCGCGUAAUGCAGGAGUAUGAGGACCGGUUGGCGCGCAUCCGCACGCUGCGAGAGGACGUGGGCAAAGAGACCGACAUGCUCCAGGGCCUCACCGCCGCACUCGAGGCCAAGAAGGCGCAAUGGCUGCCGGAGCUGCAGCGCAUGGUGGGGGUGAUAAACGCGCAGUUUGGGCGCAACCUGCGGUCCAUGGGGUGUGCGGGCGAGGUGUCGCUCUUCUGCGGCUGCGAGGCCGGCUUUGACGCCUGCAACAACUUCGACAAGUACGCGGUGCACAUCCGCGUCCGCUUCAGGGACGAUGAGGAGCUGCAGCUGCUGACGGCCAAUCGGCAGUCCGGUGGCGAGCGCUCCGUCUGCACCAUUCUCUACAUCAUCGCCCUGCAGCACGUGACGGUGUGCCCCUUCCGGGUGGUGGACGAGAUCAACCAGGGCAUGGACCAGAUCAACGAGCGCAAGGUGUUUGUGCAGAUGGUGGAGGCUGCGUGCCGGGAGGGGACUCCCCAGUGUUUCAUGUUCACGCCCAAGCUGCUGCCGGACCUGCCCUACACGCGCGACGUCUACCCCAUGUCCAUCUUCAAUGGAGUCCUCGCUGAGCCGCUCACCGACAACUUCCAGGAGGACUCCUUUGUGGCAGGCAUGCCGGUGGUGUACAAGGGAUAG
This is a messenger RNA of Coccomyxa subellipsoidea C-169, 3225 nucleotides long. RefSeq names its product P-loop containing nucleoside triphosphate hydrolase protein. Gene Ontology annotation, molecular function: ATP hydrolysis activity; ATP binding. Gene Ontology annotation, biological process: double-strand break repair via homologous recombination. The transcript has 28 exons. Gene Ontology annotation, cellular component: Smc5-Smc6 complex. NCBI's taxonomy places the organism in Eukaryota, Viridiplantae, Chlorophyta, Trebouxiophyceae, Coccomyxaceae. The record is from RefSeq and is a predicted model, not a curated record. Bases 1 to 3225 code for a protein of 1074 amino acids.